AUGGAUGCAGCCAGCAGGAGCAGAGCUAGCAGCAACGUUGGUGUUGAUGCCGUCCGGGAGGACCAGAUGGACGGGCUCGAUGCCUUGGGCAUCAGAGAGGUCCUCGACGCCGACUCGCGCCCAACCUUCAUCAUCGACCUGGACCCCGACCAGCCCUCGCGCAGUGUCAGCACAUGCAUCGACCCAGUCUUCUGCAACGCUGCCCUGCGCUCGCACGACCGCCUGCUUGACGCCGUGCUGGGGCGCGAAACCACUGGCAUCGCGACCUCCGCCGAUGUCGAUGCCAAUGCCGAUGUCGACGCCGCAGACUUGGCCUCACCCGUCCUCGACCCAACCCAGCAGGGCCCGGAUCCAGGUGGGAGCCGCUCGCUGGCCCCCACCCAUGAGGCCUUCAAGCUGUGGGUGACCGGCGUCACAACUCAUGAUGACUCCAAGGACGUCUUCCCGCUAUCCUUCAUGUACAAUGAAAUGCUAUGGACAGGGUCUACCGUGCGGAAACGUUGGCGCAUCAUCAGUGGGAACCGGCUCUGGCAAGCCGACGUUCCUGUCGUUGACCUGGCAUCUGGCGCACCCCUCGAGGUUGCCACCGGCGGCUCGAAAGCAAGCCAGGCCACCAAGAGGAGCCCCGCGACUCCUGGCGCUAGCUACGAGUCUGUUGUCCACACAUCCGGCGUGCCCAAUGUAGUAUCAUCAUCAUCGCCCUCUGGGCCUCUGACCUCUUCUGACCCAGUGUUUUACCCAAGGACAUCCGCUAAUGGAUCGGUCCUCACUGGCGUCUCAAACAAGAACAUAGCCAUCGACCUCGCCGCCUUGCCCGAGAGGGCCACCAUCGACUGGACGGUGCCUAACCCAGAAGGCCAGAUAUCCCAGCACCUUCAGUAUGUUCGUGCAGUCGACUGGGGUGCCACAUCCCUGGGCCCUAUGGCUUCUUGGUCGGCAGAGUUCCGCCAGAUCGCCAAUCUCGUCAUGACCAAUCCUCACCCUGCCGCACUCUUCUGGGGCAGUAAAUUGACUGUCAUCUACAAUGAGGCUUACGCCAACGAGGUCGCUGGUAACAAACACCAGCCGACUCUCAUGGGGACCGAAUUUGCCGAUUUCUUCGCCGAGAUCUGGGAUUACUGUGGCCCUCUCUUCGAGGAGAGUGGCCGAACCGGAAUCAGUGUCCGUAGGGACAACGACCCCAUCUCCAUCUACCGACAUGGAAUGCUGGAGGAAACUUACUACUCAUGGACCUACGUCCCCAUCUACUCGUCCUCGAAUAGGGAGCUCCUUGGAUUUUACAACGGGCCUUUCCAGACCACCAACCUUGUGCUGAACCAACGCAGGAUGCAGACGGUGAAUAAGAUCGGCGAGCGGACUGGAUAUGCAAAGACCAUCAAGCAGUUCUGGAAAUUUGUGCUGGAAGGGCUCGAGGAUAACCCAUGGGACGUUCCUUUUGCCCUCCUCUACUCGGUCGGCGAGGACAAUGACGACGAGCACUCUUCUACCGCCUCCGAACUGUCCAUUUCGCUCAAGUCAUGCCACUUUGAAGGGGCUCUCGGCGUGCCUGACGGUCACAUCGCAGCACCCCAGCAGCUCGACUUGCGGCGCAGUCUUGAGGGCUUUGUGCCGUCGUUCCGGGAGGCGAUGCGGACUAGGGAGCCGACUCUUUUACGUGUCCGCGACGGCACUCUGCCCGAGGCCCUGCUUGAAGGUAUCGAGUGGCGAGGGUUCGGGGACCCAUGUAAAGAAGCCAUCAUUUUCCCAGUGCGUCCCACCAACGCAGACAAUGUCCUUGCAUUUCUCGUUCUGGGCGUCAACCCACGCAGGCCGUACGACCAUGAGUAUAAAUCUUUCGCAACCAUGUUCAACCGACAACUCGCGACCUCGCUGGCCUCGACCAUCCUGUUCGAGGAGGAGACACGCCGCAGCAGAGACGCCGUCGAAGCCGCGCAGCUAGAGCGGGUCAGACUGACGCAGCAAUUAGACUUACAGGCCAGUAGACUACGUCGUAUGACUGAGUUGUCGCCUCUAGGCAUGUUUUUGAUAUCUCCAGAGGGCGUCCUUCGGGAAGCAAAUGACAGGUUCUUCGAAAUGACGGGUCACACCAGAGACUCACAGUAUGAGAUGUCGUGGAUGGAUUUUAUUAUGCCCAGCAGCACACGAACCAUGGAGGAUGGCUGGCACCGACUCGUGAAUGAGCAUCGCCCGUGGUCAGGGGAGCUGCAACUCAAGAUACGUAUAGCCAGACCCAUCAACCUUCAUGGAGAGGCAAUCGAUUACUGGUGCAUGUUUACUGCACAACCCGAGAUCGCAUCAGACGGGUCCUUACGUUCCGUGAUGGGAUCAAUCACCGACAUAUCCCACAUGAAAUGGGCACAAGGCUUACAAGAGCACCAGCUUCGCGAGGCCGAAGAGACUCGCAGGCAGCAGAACGAGUUCAUUGACAUCACCUCGCACGAAAUGAGGAAUCCCUUGAGCGCUAUAUUGCAGUGUGCCGACGACAUCACCGCAGCUCUGAGCGAGUGCCGCAAGGAUCCCACGAGCUUGUCAAAUGACGUACUCGAGGCAUGUUUGGAGUCAGCGCAGACAAUCUCCCUAUGUGUCCAGCACCAAAAGUCCAUCGUGGACGACAUUCUUACCAUCUCCAAGCUCGACUCCAAUCUCCUCCUCAUCACCCCGGUAGUCACCCAGCCGAAGCAGAUUCUGAGCCGUGCAAUCAAAAUGUUUGAAUCCGAGCUGCAGGCAAAGGAGAUCAAGGCCAACCUCGAGACCCACCCGUCCUACGACGAGCUCGGCGUGGACUGGGUGACGGUUGACCCGAGUCGAGUGCUACAGAUUCUCAUCAACCUAUUGACCAAUGCGAUCAAAUUCACAGCUCCAUCCAAAACACGCAUUCUCACCGUUGCCGUUGGCGCUUCUCUGGAACCGCCGGCCUUAGCCAACAUACCAGGCUUCCAAUACGUUCCGGUCAACACUAAAACCAAUGUCGCAGCAUCUGAAGACUGGGGUAAGGGACAGCUUCUUUACGUCAGAUUCAAGGUGCAGGACACAGGCUGCGGCCUCACUGCGGAGGAGAAGCAAAUGCUUUUCCAGCGGUUCAAGCAGGCGUCUCCUCGGACCCAUGCACAAUACGGAGGCAGCGGCCUGGGACUUUUCAUCUCGAAGCGCCUAUCCGAGCUUCAUGGUGGUCAAAUUGGUGUGUCGUCCAGUGCCGGCACCGGAAGUCUCUUCAGCUUCUACGUCCAAGCGAGGAGGGCAGAACCGCCCAGUGAGGCGCUGGAGCAGAGGCUUCCCAUAGAGCACCACAUGAGUGGUGACACAACCCUGCGCCAGCAGCUCGCGCCUCAACGCCAGGAUCUAGCAUCAACCGGCAGCCCGGCUGCUAGUCUAGUAGCAACAAAGGCGAGGCGGACGAUAGACCCCAAGACGGUCCACAUCCUCGUCGUGGAGGACAACUUGAUUAACCAGCGUGUGCUGGCCAACCAGCUCAAGAAGAUCGGCUGCACGGUCAACCUCGCCAACGACGGCGUUGAAGCGCUAGAAUUCCUCUCUACAACAAAUUUUUAUAAGACAGAUACAGGGACAGGCAGCGUGCCUCUAGAUGUAGUAUUGAUGGAUUUAGAAAUGCCACGCAUGGACGGCCUCACAUGCGUAAGAGAGAUCCGCAAGAAAGAAGUGCAAGGCGAAGUUACGAAGCAUGUGCCAGUGAUCGCCGUCACGGCCAACGUCCGGGACCAGCAGGUGGCGACGGCCAAGGAGAGCGGCAUGGACGAUGUGCUGUCUAAACCAUUCAGGAUACCGGACCUGCUGAAGAAGGUCGAGGGCCUGUUGCUGGCCGAUCCCGAUCAAGGAGCGGUACAUAUCCGGUGA
Diaporthe amygdali is the source of this 3852-nucleotide messenger RNA. RefSeq lists its product as uncharacterized. Gene Ontology annotation, biological process: phosphorylation; phosphorelay signal transduction system. The transcript has 3 exons. Lineage: Eukaryota; Fungi; Ascomycota; Sordariomycetes; Diaporthales; Diaporthaceae. Bases 1 to 3852 code for a protein of 1283 amino acids. The record is from RefSeq and is a predicted model, not a curated record. Gene Ontology annotation, molecular function: phosphorelay sensor kinase activity.